Molecule: messenger RNA, 1599 nt
Organism: Cladocopium goreaui
Lineage: Eukaryota; Dinophyceae; Suessiales; Symbiodiniaceae
Source: the annotation of a GenBank genome assembly
AUGCCGUCCUCCAAACGCACCGACAGUCCGGCGCCCAAAGCCUCAAGCAGGCAAGUUGAAACUCCAAGCUCCAAAGGAGUGCGCAAGCAGACCCGGCCGAUCGGUGAAUUCUACGGGAACAUUGGCACCGGCUUUUGGACAUUUUUCAUUCCAGCGGCCAUCUACUACUUCUAUGGCAUCAUGGUCAUGCAUCAGGGACGACUGGUGAUUCCAGGGCCCAGCUUUUGGAAAGACCUUUGGAACUUGCCGGAUGGGAUUUCAAUCCGUCCAUGCUGGGGUCCGACCAUUGUGUCUCUGACCUGGGUCUGCUGCCAGGCGUUAGGAGAGAUCGUGUUGCCUGGCAACUUGAAGGAGGGGGUGAUGCUGAAGAGCGGCCGCAAGUUGAUCUACCCCAUGAACGGCUUGCUGUGCUUCUUCUUGAGCCACAUUGGGCUGUUCCUCUGUUGCUACUAUGGGAUCCUGAAGCCUUACUAUGUCUUUGAGAACAUGGGAGCUCUCUUGACAGAGGCGGUGAUCACUAGCUAUGUCAUGGCACUGUGGUUGUACGUGGGCUUUGGCAUUUUCUGGAAACGCCACGUGGAUGAUCCUGAGUUUGAAGAGGAUCAUGGUGUGUUCGACUACAAGGAUUUCUUCAAUGAUUUCUUCAUGGGUGUGGUCCGCAAUCCUCGUUUGUUUCAUGGCAUUUUGAAGACGCCAUUUGACUUGAAGCGAUUCUGGAACGCACGCCCGGGAUUGACUGGCUGGGUGAUCUUGAACAUUUCGUACUUGACAAGCAUGUACUACGGCUGCAGCCUACCCUCGGCCUAUGGUGCGAAGGAUUCGGUGUUCUUCGGUGAUCACGAGGGCAAGUCGCAGAAGAUUCAAGAGAUGUUCGCAGGGAAGGAGGGCUUCUGCAAUGAUGAAGGCUCUCUUGCAAACAUUGGACCGGCCGCUGUGUUCAUCACACUGGCGCAUUGGUACUACAUUUUUGACUACAACUUGGUUGAGCCCGCAUAUUUGACCACCACUGACAUCCGUCACGAUCUCUUUGGAUUCAUGCUGACCUAUGGGGACUGGGGCUUCCUCAGCCGCUUCUAUCCCAUUUCCUUCAUGGGCUUCCUUGCCGUACAGGGUGGUGCCAAGGGCUACAUCACUCAGAACUACAUCUUUGCAGGCAUUGGGAUUGCCAUGUACAUCUUUGGAAUGAUCAUGUUCCGCAUCACCAACAUUGAGAAGCAUCUCUUCCGGGACCACCUAAACAAUGGAGGCUCUGUGGACAAAUACAGGUCACCCUGGAGCACUCGCAUCAUCUUCGGGGACAAAAAGGUGGAGUUCAUCCGAACCAAGGAGGGAUCCAUUCUUCUCACCUCCGGCUAUUGGGGCUUGGCCCGGCACUUCAACUACAUCGGCGAUCUGACCAUGUGCAUUGGGUGGGCAGUGGCAUGCUAUAAUCCAGCCUCCCCAUUCCCUUGGCUGCCCAUUUCCUACUGCAUCUACUUUUGGCUCAUGGACUGCCAUCGUUGCUGGCGUGAUGAAGUCAGGUGCUCCAAGAAGUACGGGCCUGACUGGGAUCGCUACAAGCAGGCGGUGCCAUACUACAUUUUCCCUGGGAUCUGGUGA